CUCAAGUAAUUGAGUAAAAUCUCUUAUUACCUACUUGGAUGAUUUCUUGAAGCUUCUAAAGAAAUACCCUUUUAUCCAUAUCAUCUCUUUUUAAGGUUGUCUCGGCUUGAGGUUUUCUCUGAUAAACAAAACACAAAGCAAGAAACAGAGUUUUUAAUUGUUGUCUUCGUGCGCAUACGAAUAUUCGAGAAGGUUAAUCUAAGUUAAGUUUGAGAGGAAGAACUAAAACCAUUCACCACAGAAGAUCGAGGCUAGAGACGGUUAUGGACGUCAUGCCUUACCAGAAUCAGGCAGAGGGUUUUGUUAAACGCUAUCUGUUAGCAGAUCCAUGUCUUCCUUAUACUUCUGUUCUUGCUGGAAUAUUUCUCUGCAAGAUGGUCUAUGAUCUUAUGGAGUCAUUCAGCUCUAUUCAUAUCAAAUCAUACUCAGCUCUCACAAAAAUGAAGAGAAUUGAAUGGAACAACAGGGGAAUUUCUACAGUCCAUGCGAUAUUUAUCUCAUUGAUGGCACUCUACUUUGUGUUCUUCUCUGAUUUGUUUUCUGACCAAACAAGUCUUCAAGGCCUUAUGGUGUUUCGUAGCUCGCCUCUAUCUAACUUUGGUUUAGGAGUAUCAGUUGGUUACUUUCUUGCUGAUCUUGGAAUGAUCAUUUGGCUUUACCCUUCUUUAGGGGGAUUAGAAUAUAUUUUCCAUCACAGCUUAUCUGGAGUAGCAGUAGCGUAUUCUCUGUUCUCAGGAGAGGCUCAGCUUUACACAUACAUGGUUCUAAUAUCUGAAGUGACUACACCAUCUAUCAAUCUUAGAUGGUACCUUGAUACUGCUGGUUUGAAGCGGUCUAAAGCUUAUCUUAUUAAUGGAGUUGCUAUUUUCUUGGCUUGGUUGACAGCAAGAAUACUUCUGUUCAUCUACAUGUUUUACCAUGUCUACAUACACUACGAUCAGGUGGUACAGAUGAAUACAUUCGGUUAUCUACUGGUAUUCGUAGUACCGAUUGCGUUGAGUGUAAUGAACUUGAUGUGGUUUGGUAAGAUAGUGAAGGGAUUGAAGAAAACACUUGAGAAAAGACAGUGAAGCAAAUAUUUUCUGUUGAAUGUAAAUAUAAAGCUCUUAUGAAGAAAAUGUGUUAGGUUCAAAGCAACAAGGUUUUUUACUUUUAGCUUAAACACUAAUUAUGUUCCAAAAAGAUCUCAAAUUUACUUCAGAAAUCAGAAUCUUAUUCCACAAUCGCUUCUCUCUCUCAUCCAUAUAUUUUUUUUGUUUCAUGUAACAUCUAGUAUGUAUUCCCAUCCAAACAAAACUUCUUGUAUAGCUCAUCACUAGACCACGCUACUAGUACAGUUGAGAUUACCGUUUUCAUUUCUUA
This is a messenger RNA of Brassica rapa (field mustard), 1362 nucleotides long. Its product is annotated as TLC domain-containing protein 4. The record is from RefSeq and is a predicted model, not a curated record. Gene Ontology annotation, cellular component: membrane; endoplasmic reticulum. NCBI's taxonomy places the organism in Eukaryota, Viridiplantae, Streptophyta, Magnoliopsida, Brassicales, Brassicaceae. Gene Ontology annotation, biological process: lipid homeostasis.